Molecule: messenger RNA, 1537 nt
Organism: Apis florea (little honeybee)
Lineage: Eukaryota; Metazoa; Arthropoda; Insecta; Hymenoptera; Apidae
Product: speckle targeted PIP5K1A-regulated poly(A) polymerase
Cellular component (GO): nucleus
Molecular function (GO): nucleic acid binding; RNA uridylyltransferase activity; poly(A) RNA polymerase activity
Source: RefSeq, a predicted model, not a curated record
UUUACUAAAUGUUUAUAGAUAAUCUAUGGAUAUUGGUGAACCAAUAAAUGAAAAUAAAAAUACAUCCACAGAUUCAUGGACUAUGAACAAGAUUUUUAAAAAUGUGAAAAAAAUUAUGUACAGAAUGAAUGAUGUUUUUUCAAAUAUAAUAGGAAUUCCAAAAGCGAAAACUCCUAUUAUAAAAUUUUAUUAUAAUAGAACAAAUGUUUCUUGUGAUAUUUCAUUUAAAAAUAUUUUAGGUAUAUAUAAAAGUUAUUUAAUAAAAUAUUGUUUGUCUCUUGAUAACAGAUUGAAACCAUUAAUGAUGAUUAUUAAAUAUUGGGCACGACAUUUUAAAAUAUCAAAUGGACAAAAAAUAUCCAAUUAUGCUUUAGUUUUAUUAAUUAUCUUUUAUUUACAACAACCAUCUGUUAAUAUUAUUCCACCUUUGAUGGUGCUUCAAAAUACAUGUCAACCACAAAUUAUAAAUGGUUGGCAAGCUAAUUUUGAUGAAAAUACAGUAUUACCACCAAUUACAAAUAAGAAUAGUAUUCCACAACUUCUUCAUGGUUUUUUUUUCUUUUAUGCAACUUUUGAAUAUAAAUCACAAGUAAUAUGUCCAAUAGAUGGAAUGAUACAUACAGAAUCAGAGUUUAAAGAAAUAGAAAAUUUACCAUUAUGUAUGAAUAGAUAUAAAACAUAUGUAAAAGAAGAUGAUAAUCUUAAAUUCAUUAUUAACAAACCAAUGUGUGUACAAGAUCCUAUAGAAUUAAGUCAUAAUGUUACAGCAAAUACAAAGUUCUCUACAUUAAAUUCUCUUGUAAAAUAUUGUGCAAUUGGUGCAGAAAUUUGUGCAAUGACUAGCAAAAAUAAUUAUAGAAAUCUAAUAAAAACUUUAUUUACCACAGUUAUAAAAAAGAAAAGUAAUCUUAAAUUUAAUAUUACUAUUUCUGCAAAUCAAUUUCAAUGUGAAACAAAUAAUAUGGAAACAUAUAUAGAUAGAAAAAAAAAAUUUUCCAGAAAAGAUUGGUAUUCUAAUGUUUUUAAUAUAGUAAAAGAUACUUUUGAAAAAGUUUUCAAAUUACAACUUGAAAUAUUUCCAGUUGAAACAGGAGCAAAACAGCAAAAGAUUGAUAUAUUAUCAGAUAUUCGUAUAGACGAACUGCAAAAUAUUAUAUUUCAUUGUACUGGAUCUCAUUGUGUAUGGCGUAAUAGACGAAUUAACAAUAUUAUUUUAGAUCCCAGUUUGAGUUGUCUUCAAAAGGAAGCUUUUAUAUCAGAACAAGUACUAGAAAAUUACAAUAAGGAAAAAGGGACAAAUAGAAUAAGUUUAGAUUUUAUAUGUAUGUUUAAAAAGAAAAAUCCUUUAAAAAUUAUUUUAACUUUAAAUAAUAAAAAUUGUGAUGAUCAUAUUUUUCAAGAAUUUGCAUGUUUUGCUAGAGAUAAGUUAGUUGAAAUAAUAAAACAAACAUUAAUACACAUACAACAAUUUAAUAAAUGUUAAUAUCACAUUUGUAUAUUAUAUGCACAUAUUAAAUACUUAAUUUUGGACCAAAAA